Populus euphratica (Euphrates poplar) is the source of this 2621-nucleotide messenger RNA. Its product is annotated as B3 domain-containing protein Os01g0723500-like. The record is from RefSeq and is a predicted model, not a curated record. The coding region runs from base 240 to 2132 and encodes 630 amino acids. Gene Ontology annotation, molecular function: DNA binding. The transcript has 7 exons. NCBI's taxonomy places the organism in Eukaryota, Viridiplantae, Streptophyta, Magnoliopsida, Malpighiales, Salicaceae.
AGUAACUAGUCUGGUCGUGGCAAAGGCACUACAAUUCGAAAUACGACCAUGCCAUUUCCUACCCUGUUUUCCCCGCAAUCAAACUAAAAGAACAUUACUCUCUCUCUCUCUCUCUCUCUCUUAAAAUGACUUUUGUGUUUGGUUCCUGACAAUAAUUUACUUAGAUUUCAAUUUUUUUAUUGUAAAUUAAUUAUCAAUGGUUUUUCUUGUUUGAUUUUGUAAUUUCGAGAGAAGUAGAAAUGACCAUAGAUAAUCAAUCGGAGAAGAUGGUGAAUAUUGUCUGGCGUCCAUGCUUCUUUGUGAUUUUCUCUUCUAAUUUAAGCUCAGAGCGAUUGAGAAUCCCUGUCAGUUUCAUCAAGCAUAUGGAAGGGAAAACGCCGGGAUUAGUUUCUCUGCUGGGCCCUAGUGGGGAUGUUUGGACAGCUGAAUUAACUCAGGAGAAUGACGAUUUGUUAUUCAGUAAUGGGUGGUCGGAAUUUGUGAGAGAUCAUUUUUUGGAAUGCGGUGACCUUUUGGUUUUUAGGUAUCAUGGCGAGUUGUGUUUCUCUGUGCAAGUGUUUGAUCAAAGUGCGUGUGAGAAAGAGGCUGCGUUUCAUUCCAAAUGCAGCCAAGGUUGUAGUGAAUUUUGUGAAAGCACAGGGAAGAAGAGAGAAAGAGAGGAGGAGGCUGCAUCAUUAGAGAAAGAUUUUGUUUGUGCACGGAAAAAGGUUAGAGAGGGCUCUUCUGAAUUCCAUUCAGCAUACAUAGAAAAGAACCGGGAAGCUCAUAUCAGCGCAUGUGAUGUGGGAGGGUGCCAGCAUAAUGGGGUCCUUACAACUGAAGAAAGUUUACCUCGUGAAACAAAUCAAUGUGGGAAUCCAGCCAAUUGUUUUGCCACUCCCCCUCAAUCAAAAGCAUGCUCUGAAAAGCAAGAGGUACCCAUCUGGAAAAGAUUUGGCAAAGAUGAUGACUUGAAGCUGCAUGACAGAGGUCAUGUGUCAAUUUUUUCAGAACGUGAGAAAAGAGUUGCUGAAUCUUUUAUCUCUUGCUUUCCGUACUUCGUGAGGAUCAUGAAACGGUUUAACGUCAGUGGAUCAUACACUCUGAAUAUACCAUAUCAAUUUUCAAUGGCACAUCUUCCUAAUUGCAGAACAGAAAUUAUCCUUCGUACUAUCAAAGGAGCAUCUUGGAGUGUGAAUUCUGUACCAGCUACAAGAGUGCAUACAAGCCAUACCUUAUGUGGAGGAUGGAUGGCCUUUGUUCGUAGCAAUGACAUCAAUGUGGGAGAUGUUUGUAUUUUUGAACUUGUGCGCAAAUAUGAAUUGCGUGUUUUUAUUCUUCGAGUUGGAAAGGAGGGCCCAGAUAUGGAAACUGGAAAAGUAGUUUCUAACGGGGAAAACACUGGGUGUCCUGCCAUUGCACAUACAACUGAAAGUUUUCCAAAGAAAUCAAGAAGAAAUUGCUUGAAGGUCCAUUCUAAACUCAUUAACAAAGCAGAAAUAUGUGAUAAAAAAGAGUUUGAGAAGAGUCAAGCAACUGGCAUUUUAAGGCAUGGAAAUGUAACAAAGGAUUCUGCCAGUGCUGUGCUCUUCUCUAUGUCAAGAACUGGAGAUGCAAAGCAGCAGGCACCACCUAUUCAGAAUGGAAAGGGUGUAGAAGCUGAAGCUGGUCUGAGAAGGUUGGUAGCACUGGAUGAAGAAAGAGCAGCCAGGUCCUUUACGUCUGGUUUUCCUAAUUUUGUUAGAAUCAUGAGGAAGUUCAAUGUUAGUGGUUCAUAUACUUUGAAAAUCCCCCACCAGUUUUCAGCAGCAUAUCUUCCGAACUGUAAGACAGAGGUCAUCCUUUGUAGUCUACAAGGGCAAUGCUGGACUGUGAAUUCUCUCCCAGACUCGAAAGGUAGAGCAGUGCACACUUUUUGUGGAGGGUGGAUGGCCUUUGUUCGUGACAACAAUAUCAAGAUAGGGGAUAUCUGCAUGUUUGAGCUUGUUGGCAAGUGUCAAAUGCGGGUACAAAUAUCUGGGGUUGGACAUGAAGUGGUCAAUCAUCAAAUUGGAAAUCCAGCAUCCAAUGACUUACCUCUUCUGGCUGUGCCUCGCAAUGAUCCUCCCUCACGAGGUACAUGGAAGAGUCCAGCCUUAGCUGGACAUGUAUGAUUUUUAUGUGUCUGUUUUUGGCUGAGCUUCUUUUUGCAUGUGUUUACCAGAGUGUGAUACUCGUGUUUGAGCCAAGGGGCAGUACUCGAAGGUGGCUGAAGGAAGUGGAGAUGUUCUUCAAGGCUCGGUCUGUUAUUCAGCAUUUUUGGGGAUUCAUGAAUCUGCCGCCACUAAUUUUUCAUGCAACAGGGAGUCGUCCAUGUAACUGUCAUUGUACAUGCUAUGUAUCCUGGUUAGUUUUGUUUACUGUAGCUUGCGCUCGCAGCUUAGCAUGCAGCGGAGACAAUUAGAGUGCAGGAUGGAACUGUAAGAUCAGGCCUUUUGCUCAAACAACUUGGCUGAUAAUUAAUUCUUAGCGGGCUGGUAUUAUGCGAGAGAAGGCGUUGAAAUGAAUGAAGAGGAUGGAACCUAAUUUGCUUGGAACGAUAUAUCCGUGCCUAUAGUGAAAGGGCCUUCAAUAUUAGAACCCAUACUGACUGACCUGUUGAU